Molecule: messenger RNA, 1254 nt
Organism: Cryptococcus amylolentus CBS 6039
Lineage: Eukaryota; Fungi; Basidiomycota; Tremellomycetes; Tremellales; Cryptococcaceae
Exons: 5
Coding region: 348-1202 (284 amino acids)
Cellular component (GO): eukaryotic 48S preinitiation complex; multi-eIF complex; eukaryotic translation initiation factor 2B complex
Molecular function (GO): translation initiation factor activity; ribosome binding; RNA binding
Source: RefSeq, a predicted model, not a curated record
CUCCGACUCACAUUCUCGAUUCCUCUAUACUCCCUGCAUCCUCCCAUUCCGCGUAAAACCGUAACCCGACGCUCCUCGGACGACAGCAGACUCGCAUCCGGAACACCAGGACAAUCGGCUUUGAAAACAACCUCAGCGGAAACGAAUCAGUAUUAACCGCUCUGCGACCCAUCGACCAGCCGCAAAGCAAAUCUCGAACCCCGCCCCCUUUCCUGAUUACUACCUUUCAACAUGCCUAGAUUCUACGAAAACAAGUACCCCGAGGUGCGCAAAGAGUCUACUGGUUUUGGAGGACGGGACGGAGGCUGACUUGGCGUUUCUCCGCGAUAUAGGUCGACCAAUUGGUCAUGGUCCAGGUGCAGUCUAUCGAAGACAUGGGUGCUUAUGUCAAGCUUCUCGAAUACGACAACAUCGAAGGAAUGAUUCUCCUUUCCGAGCUUUCUCGAAGACGUAUCCGUUCAGUCCAAAAACUCAUCCGUGUGGGCCGGAAUGAAGUCGUCGUCGUCAUGCGUGUGGACCCCGACAAGGGUUACAUUGAUCUUUCCAAGCGAAGGGUGUCUGCGGAGGAAGUCGUCAAGUGCGAGGAGCAGUACGAAAAAGGCAAGGCCGUCGACUCUAUUGUCACCCAAGUCGCCAAGAAGGGCGGCGUCACCCCGGAAUCGUUGUAUGAAAAGAUCGCUUGGCCUUUGCACCGACAAUACGGGCAUGCUUAUGAAGCUUUCAAACUCUCCAUCUCCGAACCCGACGUGGUCUUUGGCCCCCUCGGCCUCGACGACGAAACCCUCACCGACCUCCGCGCCGGCAUCGCCCGCCGCCUCACCCCCAAGCCCGUCAAAGUCCGCGCCGACAUCGAAGUCAAAUGCUUCUCCUACGCCGGUAUCGACGCCAUCAAGCGCGCCCUCACCGCCGGCGAGGCCGUCUCCACGGCCGAGGUGCCAAUCAAAGUGAGGUUGGUGGCGCCGCCGCUUUAUGUGAUGAGCACGACGAGUACGGAUAAGAAUGGGGCGAUCGAGUUGAUGGAGAAGGCGGUGGACGUUAUUAGUGAGAGUAUCAAGGCGGAUAAGGGGGAUAUCACUAUCAAGAUGAAGCCCAAGGUUGUGUCCGAGACCGACGACUUGGAGCUCAAGAAACUCAUGGAACAGUUCGAAGCUGCCAACAUUGACCAGGCAGGCGACGACGACUCUGACUCUGACGAGGAAUAAGUCGUGUCCUCUCUUGUCUUGUCACUGGUUCGGCGGGAGGUGGGGCUCGGCG